This is a messenger RNA of Toxotes jaculatrix (banded archerfish), 1025 nucleotides long. It is a transcript of the gene gins3, whose product is annotated as GINS complex subunit 3. The transcript has 3 exons. The coding region runs from base 97 to 732 and encodes 211 amino acids. NCBI's taxonomy places the organism in Eukaryota, Metazoa, Chordata, Actinopteri, Toxotidae. Gene Ontology annotation, biological process: mitotic DNA replication initiation. Gene Ontology annotation, cellular component: GINS complex. The record is from RefSeq and is a predicted model, not a curated record.
ACAGGAAGGGAAAAAACACACAUCAGGAGGCGUUUCGGCUCGAUAUUUCAUAGAACGUAUUUGUUUGUUGCUGUUGUUGGUCUCCUUUAAGCACACAUGGAUACACAGUCGUACCUUCCCGUACAACCUGGAGUCGGGAUGGAGGAGAAUUUCCUGUCUCUGGACGAUAUUUUGCUCUCUCACGAGAGACUACCCAUCCGGACCGAGUGCACUUUCCCCCGACUUGGAUUCCUAGAGAAGUCCACUGACACGCAGGACAUAGCGGAGGGAACAAAGAUGGAGCUGCCUCUGUGGUUGUCCAAGGGUCUGUAUGAGAGGAAGAGGAGGGUGCUGUCUGUGGAGCUUCCUAAGGUGUACAGAGAGGGCUGGAGGACCGUGUUCAAUGCCGACCCCAACGUGGUGGACCUACAUAAGAUGGGGCCCUACUACUAUAGCCUGGGAUCCCAGAUGCUACACUUCGAAAGCCCAGAGAACCCAGAAAUUGCACAGACGUUGCUGCAGACGUUCAUUGGUCGGUUCAGACGGACCAUGGACUCUUCCCAGAAUGCCUACAACGAGGACACGUCUGCGCUUGUGGAGCGUCUGGACUCUUUGGAAAAAGGUCUGUUUAGGUCCGGGCAGAGCGGACUCAACGGUUUCCAGAGCUGGGAGAAGGGUCAGGCCGCACAGCUCACUGCCUCCAGUCUGGUUCUCAACUACCGCAAGAGGAAGAUCAUGGAUGUACAGCCCUGACGCUGCCUGCAGUUUAAAGAUACCAAACACUGGUAAGACUGUGGUCAGUGUUUCAGAGCACGGCAGCAACAGACUGACCAAAUCAUUUUCUCUGCCCAUGGACAACGACCCUGUAUAUAUAUUAUAAAUAUGUUUCCUACUUAUUUGUCACAUUGCUUCCACUGUUCAGUAAUGGGUAAGUUUAGUUAUGAUGAACAUGCUGUUGAUCUAGUGGCCCCUGUGAUUUAGACUGUUAAUUUUUUUACAUUAAAUAAAGAUUCCUAACGUUGGCUGGUUACAGCUUUACAAUUGCA